Messenger RNA from Cynara cardunculus var. scolymus (artichoke), 798 nucleotides. RefSeq lists its product as uncharacterized. The record is from RefSeq and is a predicted model, not a curated record. The transcript has a single exon. NCBI's taxonomy places the organism in Eukaryota, Viridiplantae, Streptophyta, Magnoliopsida, Asterales, Asteraceae. Bases 1 to 798 code for a protein of 265 amino acids.
AUGGGUGAUGGUAUAUCCACUCAUGCUUGGGAAGAUACGUGGAGUGAGCCGGGUCCCCUUAUCCAUUUGCUCACUUACAGAUUCAUUAAUGGUCAUGGGUUUCACAAUAACUCUACGGUCUAUGAUCUAAUGCAACGGUUUGGUACUACUUGGCYAGAGGAUUGGAUUCAGCUGUAUCCCCAAUUGCAAAGUGUUAUGAUCCCACUCCCUACUCAAAUUGAGGAUACGGUCCAAUGGCUUGAUGCUAACCAUAAGCGGAAAGCAUUUGAAGUAAAAGUGGCUUGGCAUACAUUACAAGAAGCAAGGCCGAAGGUGCAUUGGUAUAAGGUUGUAUGGAAUAAAGCUUACAUUCCUAAACAUGCUCUGUGUAUGUGGAUGGCUUGUCAACAUAGAUUACCAACUCAAGAUCGCAUCUGUCAAUGGAAACAUGAACCUCCGGACUUGAAAUGUGUUUUCUGUAAUCUUGUGCUUGAAAUGCAUAAUCAUUUAUUUUUUGAAUGCAACUACCCGAAUAGUAUAUGGGAGGUCAUUCAGAAGGAAGUUGGGAUAACAAAUUGUCCGAACAAAUGGGAGGACUAUCUUAACAGGGGUCUAUCUCAAGGGUGGAAGUCAUGGUCCACGGUUCAAAAGAUAGGUAUAUCUGCUACAGUAUACCACAUAUGGCAGGAAAGGAAUAGAAAAUUCUUAGAUAAGCAUAAUCAAGCUGGCGAGAAAGUGGUGGCUGAGAUCAAGAGUCAGAUUCUUCAAAGAAUGGCGUGGAAGGCAAGACAAAAACUCAUACCUCUCAAUGACACGUGA